Molecule: messenger RNA, 1011 nt
Organism: Aspergillus fijiensis CBS 313.89
Lineage: Eukaryota; Fungi; Ascomycota; Eurotiomycetes; Eurotiales; Aspergillaceae
Product: phenol acid carboxylase
Exons: 2
Coding region: 421-1011 (196 amino acids)
Molecular function (GO): carboxy-lyase activity
Source: RefSeq, a predicted model, not a curated record
UGAUAAGCUAUUAUCACAUGGAGGCGAUAUGAUGUGUCUCUGGAGAGCUCACCGGACCAUUCUAAUGUGCCUUAUGAUUGAUGGCGACCGUGUCUAGAGGUACCCUGAUCCGAGGCUGUAGCUGGGGUCAGAUAUAUAUCUAUCCGCCUGUCAUGCCAGCGUGCCUUCCCGAGUUUCAACAGCAGCAAUGGCCAUGUUGUCAUCAUCCACAAAUGAUUUGUCCCCAGACAUCAACCAACAGAAGAGAUUCCAGCCACAACUUCAUAAUCCCUCAACAACUGUGUCCGCCCCGCUACCAUAACCCUUGGUAAAUGAACCCGGAUUUCUGGCAGCGCUGCGACGCUCCCCAUGACAUGAGCUUACGAGAUUUGUCCUUCCACCAAAAUAAGCUCGAAAAGCCUGAAUGGAGCAACUGAGAAGAUGGCGGUUGGCAUGAGCCAGUUCCCUGGGUCGAGUGAAAAGGCCGAGGAACACCGACAGCCUGUCAGCCUGCCCGUUCUCCCCCAGCUUGAAGGCGCAACAUUCGACGCCAACCUCCGCGACCGGCACAUCAUCUACGACUACGCGGCCCACGACGGCAACGGCAAGCCGGAGAAAUGGCGCUACGAGAUCUGGUCCUUCAACGAAGACCGGGUGGUCUACGCCAUCCACGGCGGCCCGAUGGCCGGCCGCAAGAACUUCCAAACGGCGACGUAUCAGUGCAUCCGUCCCGGCGAGCUAUGGCAGGUCAACUGGUUGGAGGAAACGGGGACGAUUUGCUCCUUGGUGUUCGAUAUCUCGAGCCGACGCUCGAGUACUCUGCUGGGCUUCUCCAAAGGCCACUGGACCCAGAACGAGGCUGCGCAUGGCGACAAGCGCAACUUGGAGGAUUUUGUCCGCUGGCGCGAGUUGGCGAGGAUUGGAUCGUCGCAGGCGGACCGAGUGAUGUUGAGUGAGCAGGCUGACAUCCUGCAGGAUUUCCACGGAGCGGGGGAGCUCAAGCCGAUUGAUCCGUCCUGGCCAACGCUGUAA